Thelazia callipaeda (thelaziosis nematode) is the source of this 2964-nucleotide messenger RNA. NCBI's taxonomy places the organism in Eukaryota, Metazoa, Nematoda, Chromadorea, Rhabditida, Thelaziidae. The record is from the annotation of a GenBank genome assembly.
AUGAUUAUGGACAUUGGUCAACAACACCAGCAAGAGCAAUAUCAAAAUCAUUAUCUCUAUCAGCAACCUAAAUGGUAUAUUGAUCACAACGGUGGUAUGUCGUGUGAUCUGUCAAGAACGGAGGAAUCAGAAUUAGAAUUAAUCGAAAAAGAUUUAGCAGUCAGUUCUUUUGCUAAGAAUCAGCAUAAAAGUCAUUCAUUCUAUGCAGCAAAAAAUGGCAGCGGUUUCACUUCUAACGAACCAAUAUCUAUAUUGUCCACAUCCUUUUCUGGUUCUGAAGCUGGGAAUGUCGUGAAAAAACAUGCUCAUAAUCAGGUUUUUGUUGAACUAUAUGAUUUGGAUUUGCAAAAAGGAGGGAAAUGGACUGAAACAGCUCGGUGGAUAAAAUAUGAAGAGGAUGUUGAAGGAGCGGAUCAUCACUGGGGUCAACCACAUGUGGCAUUCCUCUCAUUCCAUGCUUUAUUAUCACUGCGAAAAUUUAUACGCACAGGCAUGAUUUUACUUGACUGCAAAGCUAAAACCUUCACGGAUGUUUGUGAACAGGUUGCUAAUGCUAUGAUUUUGGAGGGAAUAAAUUGCAAAAGAAAAGAUAUUCUACAAAUUUUAUCAAUGAAACAAGCGCAUCCUUUUUCACGACGACUAACUCCUUUACUGAUAGCUGGCACAAUUUUCGAUCGUCGAUCUGAAAACAGCAUUUCAAUAACGGGAAAUAUGUUGGAUAAUAGCAAGUCACAUAAAGAUGUGAUAAACAGAGAACAUUCAUUUCAAAUACAUGAUCGCAAGGAACCGACAAUCGUAGAAACGGAUGAAAGGACGCGUGAUUCAGUGAGUAAUGUACGAGUACCAUAUAAGCAACAGAGCUCUCCUAAUCUUCCUACAAGUCCUGCAGUGCACGAGCGAUCGUUUACAAACUGCAUGAAGCAAUCAACAUCAGUGCAUUCAGAAUGUUUGGGAAAGUUUGGAACACAUUCAUCAGAAAUCUAUAAGAGUGAAGACAUUUUAAAGAAACUUCCAAUUGGUAUCGAAACUGUACAAAUUUUUGUCGGCAUUAUUUCAACGCUAACAAAAGCUCAUUUUGUUAUGCUUCGACUUAAAGAGCCAACCUUAUAUACAGAAAUUUUGGAUGGUGAAGUGCCGGUCCGAUUCAUUAUCGUAAUCUUGGGACCUGAUCAAUCAGAUGUUAGUUAUCACGAAGUAGGAAGAUCUAUCGCAACAUUAAUGACUAACAUGGAAUUUAGCAGUGUUGCUUAUAAAGCAACAGUUCGUGAAGAAUUGAUCAGCGCGGUAGAUAACUUCCUCGAUGAUUCGGUUGUUAUUCCACCUGGUGAAAUUGAUAGUAAACGUCUGCUGUCUUGCGAUGAAAUACGAAAAGCAAUGAAAAAACGACGAAAUCGGAAAAAUAUCAUUGAAAAAUGUGACCCUAGACCUCAAAAAACUGCACAGAAAAAUGAUGGCAGCUUUACAAAACAUCGUAUUAAAGAGGGAAGAUGUCGUUUUUUUUCUGGAAUGAUUUCUGAUUUUGAAAAGCGGUUUCCGUAUUAUUGGUCCGAUUAUCUUGAUGCGUUCAACUUCCAGUGCCUUGCAAGCGUUGUAUUCAUGUUUUGUGCCAGUUUUGCACCUGCAAUUACAUUUGGCGGUCUUUUAGGGAAAUAUACAAAUGAAAAAAUCGGCAUAAUUGAGACGUUAAUGGCUCAAUGCAUCUGUGGCAUUCUUUGGGGAUUACUAGCUGUUCAACCUCUCAUGAUUAUGAGUGCGACAGGCCCUGUACUCGUUUUUGAAGUCAGUUUGUAUGCGUUUUGCGAAUAUCUUAGCAUUGAUUUUCUAACACUUCGGCUUUAUUCUGGAAUAUGGGUUUUACUUAUUUCUGCUGCUACUGUUGCGGUAGAUGGUUCGAGGAUGUUACGUUAUGUGACACGUUUUACAGAAGAUAUAUUUGCUUCACUUAUAUCAGUCAUAUUCAUUGCUGAGAGUUUGCGGUUUCUUUACCAGACAUUUGUCAACAACCCUGUUGCAAACUUCGAAUUUUAUAAACGGUACCGUGAUGAAUGUGACACAGGUCGUACUAGACCAUUGGAUUCUGAAAAAUCUAUUAAUUGUCAUGGUGAACCAAAUACAGCCUUGUUAACCACUAUUAUUAUGAUAUCUACCUUUGCAUUAGCGUAUGGAUUAAGACAGUUACGACAAAGUUAUUAUUUAGGAAGAACGCUUCGACGUGCCAUUGGUGAUUUUGGAGUAUUAAUUUCAAUUGCAGUGGUUGCAAGCAUAGCGCACUUUUGUGUCCCUGAUCCAUAUUUACAGCGCCUCGAAGUGCCUGACAGUUUCAAUUUUACCAAUGUUGAAGCAAGAAGACAUGGUUUAUUUGUCUCUGCUUAUCUUCCUUUAAACCAGUUAUGGGUGAUUUUAGUGGCAUUGGUCGCAGCACUACUUGUUUUUAUACUAUUGUUUGUUGAAACAGAAAUUACUGAGCUUUUGCUGUCUCGAAAAGAUCGAGGCUUAGUUAAAGGAAGUGGUUUACACUGGGAUCUGCUAUUAAUGGGCCUAUGCACCUUGCUUUGUAGUGUGUUUGGUUUACCUUGGAUGUGUGCUGCUGCUGUUCAGUCGCUUGCUCAUUGUAGUUCAUUAUCUGUUCCCAAAAAAACUGCACCUGGAGAAAGGCCUGGAGUGGAUCAUGUCAUUGAACAAAGAGUGACCACAAUUGGAGUAUCACUUUUAAUCGGAUUCUUUGCUUUCGGGGGUUCAUAUUUGAGGCUUCCACUUGCAUCAUUAUUUGGAGUUUUUCUAUAUUUAGGCUUGAUGAAUCUUGUGGGAGUACAAUUUAUUCAACGGAUUAUCCUUUUCUUUAUACCCAAAAAAUAUUUCCCUGAUACGCCUUACACAGAAUCACUAGAUAGUAACGAUGAAUCGGAUAAUGAAAGUGGCUGGCUAGAAAAAGAUUAUUAUGAAGAUGCACCGCUACCUGUAUAA